Molecule: messenger RNA, 447 nt
Organism: Periconia digitata
Lineage: Eukaryota; Fungi; Ascomycota; Dothideomycetes; Pleosporales; Periconiaceae
Source: the annotation of a GenBank genome assembly
AACAACGCUUAACUCAGGCUUUGAGGCUGAAACUAUUGAGUGGAUAGCACUGAGAACAAGAUUGCAACGAGGAAUAGUAAUUAGGCAAAAGAGCGCAACAAAGAGACGGUCAAGUGCUUGAAUUGCCAUAAUGAUGAGUAUCACAGACACAUCGAUCAGAUGAGGUACGGAAGGGUUGAUUGGUAGGUACAUGAAUGACAAGUAUACCAAGCAACAGGAAAUCAGCAGAAUAUGCAUUGCUGUCGAUCGAGGUUUUUUCUGUGUUAUGUAUGCAUGUUCUUGGUUGUGUAUACAGAGAUAUAUACAUACAUACGGAGAUGUAGCCCCCGCAGUAUUUUGAUUUGGAGUUUUAUCCAUCUGUCCCAACAAAAGCCCAAUACAUGGCCAUUCAGCAUUGAAUAGAUACCAUACAUUGUUCCCUUCCAGUCUUGACAUGGCAGGAUAUCU